Cheilinus undulatus (humphead wrasse) is the source of this 1275-nucleotide messenger RNA. RefSeq names its product dual specificity phosphatase 29-like. Lineage: Eukaryota; Metazoa; Chordata; Actinopteri; Labriformes; Labridae. Gene Ontology annotation, cellular component: cytoplasm. Gene Ontology annotation, molecular function: MAP kinase phosphatase activity; protein tyrosine/serine/threonine phosphatase activity. The coding region runs from base 209 to 757 and encodes 182 amino acids. The record is from RefSeq and is a predicted model, not a curated record. The transcript is spliced from 3 exons. Gene Ontology annotation, biological process: negative regulation of MAPK cascade; protein dephosphorylation.
CCAAACAACACUGAUAAUCUGCUCAGAUGGAAAACAGAGCGAGCCGCAACAGUAAGCUAAGAGUUCACUUUAAAAUUAAAGGGAGAAGUGGCAGGGUAGAAGCAAGAACUUCUCAAAUUUUGAUGCAGGAACACCAGGAUGAAACUGAUAUCUGCGUGUUGAGUUAAAUAUAUUUAGUGAUAAUUAUACAACCACACUAAAGUGAAAAAUGAGGCCAGAGGAGGAGCCAGAGUACCAAACACCACCCACCUGCGAUCUGCUCAGCCUUCUGCUGAAGAACAGACGUCCCACUGGAGCUGUCAACGAGGUUUGGCCCAACCUCCACAUCGGAGACGCUGCUACAGCUCAGGAUAAAUGCCUGUUGGUGGAUCUGGGAAUAACACAUGUGGUAAAUGCUGCAGAUGGUCCCCAGCACAUUGACACUGGGCCAUGUUUCUACAAAGACAUCAACAUACAGUACCAUGGAGUGGAGGCAGCAGACUGUAAAGAUUUUGACUUGAGCCCAUUCUUCACUGAGACGGCAGAUUUCAUUCACGGAGCUCUGAGUCAGAGAGGUAAAGUGCUCGUCCACUGUGCACGAGGAAUCAGCCGCUCAGCAGCUCUGGUUUUAGCCUUCCUCAUGAUCAAAGAAAGACUUACACUUGUCGAGGCUGUGGAGGCUGUUCGCAGGCACAGAAACAUUCUUCCAAAUGUUGGAUUUCUGAAUCAGCUCUGUCAUUUGGACUCUUCCUUAGCCCUGCAGAGAAGAACAACAUAACAUCAAGGAGCGGAGAGAGAGAGAGAUCAUUGGAGGAGAAUUUGCUCCAAAGAGGAUUUGUGAAUCUGAAAGGACUAUUCCCUUUAGUUCUGAUCUGUUUGGUAUGAAUCAAAAGUUGUUUUCAUUAAAGAAAAGUACUUUCAAAACAUGGCUGCUUGGGUUUUAAGUUUUCCUAUAAUUUCAAGUAAGAGAUGAAAUAAGUGUGUUCUUCUAAAACUCUAAAACAAAAAUCUGAUACUUUAAGGGAUUUUUAUGAACAGAAUAAAUAAAUAAAAAAAUCUGUGCUGCAUUCAUCUUCAUAUAGCUCUGUAGUGAACAUCAACAAUAAGAGCAGAUUUGAAAAGUUACAUCAAAACUUUGUUAACUUAGGACAUGGUAGGACACAUCCAUUGAGUCUUGACUUGAUUGGCAUGCUUUGACAGUGACCUUGUGACUUGGUGUGGUCUGUCUUCAUAAGAGACUGGACUUAGAGCAAUCUUAAAGCACUUGAAUAGGACUUGGAUAACUUGUGAUUUAAC